This is a messenger RNA of Schistosoma guineensis, 1008 nucleotides long. The record is from the annotation of a GenBank genome assembly. NCBI's taxonomy places the organism in Eukaryota, Metazoa, Platyhelminthes, Trematoda, Strigeidida, Schistosomatidae.
AUGUCUUUAAAGACAUGGAUUAUACAUUGUAAUCUGAAACCCAUGGCAAUUAUUUAUAAUUAUUCGUUACGGUACGAAAUAAGCUGUUGUAGGACCCCGAGGGAGGGACAUACCUGGCCCCUAUACAAAGUCUACCCCCCAAAAACACUGGCUUGGGACACAAAGACCUUUAUUAUUCUUUCUACACAAAGAUUUUCUGAUCGAAUACAUUUAUCAAAAGUAUUCAAACAGAUAAUAACGUGGUUCUCAUUAUAUUGGGUAGUUCUACGUGGAUUGGCUCCUGUCAGCUUUGAUGACUCGAUUCUACAAUGUUCUACCUUACAAAAUAAGUAUGAAGUACCGAAAAAUCUCCAGUCAAGUUUUGUUACCUCAGAAAAAUUAUAUUCUCGACAUUUGCUACACUUACAGGAAGCAUAUCUCAAUAGAUUUCCAUUCACUAUUGCUAAUCCCGCUGUUACCGAAUUAGUCUCUUGUAAGGGCUCUACUUUCGUGUGUCGUAACAAGCCCAUAGAAACAAAAAAUCAAAGUUGUCAGACUGAAACACUUGAUACCGAAACAAACUUAGAAGCUUUAUCUACAAAAGUAGACCAAAUCUUUCACAAGUUAAACUGUCAUGCACUGAAAUCUAUUUCAGAAAGCAAGAUAAAACACUUCCCCAAAUUGUGGUUGGAUUUAGGGGAAUUAAACUAUUCACCAGCGCAGUAUAAUCUAGGUGUAUGGUACGAAAAGCAAGCAUCUGAGUGCCUGUCUCUUCAGGAUGGUCUGAAGCGACAUUAUAACAAACAAGCGGGUCAUUGGUACAGUUGUGCUGUUCGGGGAGAUUCCCAUCCACUGGCUGCCUAUAAUUUAGCAUGUCUUAUUCUGGAUUCUGAAGAGCCCAUAAUCCAUUCGAACUCGUCAGAUAAACCUUCCACAUUUACAGUCACAAAUCUAAUGAAACUGGCCGCUGAUGGUAAUGUCAAACAGGCAAAGAAAUACUUAUCGGAACAAUGUAUUACAAAAAUAUAG